AAAGUUCAUAGGAUUAUAAAUGGGAUCAACUAUCUAGGGUUUCAUUUGUUCCUCCUUGCCGAUCUCAGUUUUUGCUUUCAACGAACCAGAGAAAAUGACAAAGAGAACCAAGAAGGCUGGUAUCGUUGGGAAAUAUGGUACCCGUUAUGGUGCCAGUCUGCGUAAGCAGAUCAAGAAGAUGGAGGUCAGUCAGCACAGCAAAUACUUUUGCGAGUUCUGCGGAAAGUUUGCAGUGAAGAGAAAGGCGGUUGGUAUUUGGGGAUGCAAGGAUUGUGGCAAAGUGAAGGCCGGUGGUGCGUAUACAUUGAACACUGCUAGUGCUGUAACUGUUCGAAGCACAAUCAGGAGGCUUAGGGAACAAACAGAGAACUAAAUUCUCUGAAUUUUGUUUGGUCUUGUUAAUUUCAUCUAUCUAUUCUACAUUGUUGUGUUUGAACCUUUCUUUCUUUUCUAUUUGUGUUUCUUCAGGAAGACAAUUUUGAAAUAUUUGAAGCUUUGACAUAUGUUUUAUUAGGAUAAUUCUAUUUGAGAGAUAAUUUAAUCUUAUUUUGAUCUUA
Impatiens glandulifera is the source of this 557-nucleotide messenger RNA. Its product is annotated as 60S ribosomal protein L37a-1. Lineage: Eukaryota; Viridiplantae; Streptophyta; Magnoliopsida; Ericales; Balsaminaceae. Gene Ontology annotation, molecular function: structural constituent of ribosome. Gene Ontology annotation, biological process: translation. The transcript has 4 exons. The record is from RefSeq and is a predicted model, not a curated record. Bases 95 to 373 code for a protein of 92 amino acids. Gene Ontology annotation, cellular component: ribosome.